Molecule: messenger RNA, 1311 nt
Organism: Juglans microcarpa x Juglans regia
Lineage: Eukaryota; Viridiplantae; Streptophyta; Magnoliopsida; Fagales; Juglandaceae
Exons: 1
Coding region: 1-1311 (436 amino acids)
Source: RefSeq, a predicted model, not a curated record
AUGGAUAAGGUUUGGAUGCUUAUCGAAGAUAGAUUGCAUUCCAAUGAAUAUGCUGAAGGUGUUAGACAAUUCCUGGCUAUGGCUCAAGCCCACACACUUGGAUCCAAUCACAUUAGGUGUCCCUGUAGGAGAUGCCGAAAUAGAGCUUUCCACUCUUCUCUGACGGUCGAAGAUCAUUUGUUCAUCAUAGGGAUUGAUCCAACUUAUACGGAAUGGAUAUUCCAUGGAGAAGAUGAUCCCUUCCUAGAUGCUACAUUUUCUGAUGAUGAAGGUGACAAUGCAUCAGCUUACAAUGACUACAUUGAUGAUUUCGACGAGAUGUUAGAUGACAUUCGUCAUGGGUUGUUUAUGGAUAAUUCAACUAGAAAUGAAGAAAAUGCAAACACAAAUGAUCAACCCUCCACCUCUAAUACUCCAGCAAACCUUAAUUUUGAGGAUUUGGUAGCCGACGCACGACGUCCACUUUAUCCUUCAUGUGCUAAGUUCUUAAAGCUAUCAUUUAUAGUCAAGUUGCUUCACAUCAAGAGCAUUGGUGGUUGGACCGUGAAGUCCUUUGACAUGGUUAUAAAGCUUCUGCAAGCUGCAUUUCCCCAUGCUCUAUUCCCUGACUCAUUUAAUGACGCUCAUCGCUUGGAGCAUGACUUAGGCUUUAUUUACAAAAAGAUACAUGUGUGCCCAAAUGAUUGUGCAUUGUUUUGGAAGGAAAAUGCUGAUCAUAAUGAAUGCUCUAAAUGUAAAGCAUCUAGGUGGAUUGUAACUACAAGUAAGCAACAGAGAAUACCACAAAAAGUUCUCCGAUAUUUCCCCCUGAAGCCGCGCUUGCAGAGGCUAUUUAUGUCAAAGAAGACAGCCCAAGCCAUGAGAUGGCAUGUAGAAGCACGUGGUGACGAUCCGACAUGCAUGCGUCAUCUAGCCGAUUCUAAGGUAUGGAAAGAAUUUGAUGAAAAACAUGGUUGGUUUUCCCAAGAUCCUCGCAAUGUUAGACUUGGUUUGGUGAGUGAUGGGUUUAACCCAUUCAAUAACAUGAGCAAACCGUACAGCAUAUGGCCGGUACUACUUGUGCGUUACAACUUGCCCCCUUGGUCAUGUAUGAAAUAUCCAUAUACCAUGUUGUCGUUGCUAAUCACUGGCCCAAAGGCACCAGGAAAUGAUAUUGAUGUUUUCUUGCGCCCUCUUGUCGAUGAGUUGAGUGAGUUAUGGGAAGAGGGUAUUCAUACCUUUGAUGCGUACAAUGGGCAAAUGUUUAGAUUGCAUGCAGCGUUGCUUUGGACUAUCAAUGACUUUCCCGCAUAUGCCAAUCUUUCUGGUUAG